GAGUGGCUUGGCUGGCCGCUCGGGAGGGCCCAGGCGCGCGAGGUCAUUGACGCAUACACGACGUCGCCAGGCGUUGCGGUCGUGCCGGCGGCGCACCUCUCGAUCCAGAGCGCCGACUGGCAUCACGCCUUGGACAUGGCCCACCAGUCCAUCCAGAUGAUGUAUUCGCUGCAAGCAUCUCUCUCGCUGCAGCUGUCGCACUUGCUGCUCGAUGCGACUGGCGUUGCGCCAACGUUGUUGCCGCCACGUGCAAACAGCGUUGGCACCGUCGCCUUCCUGCUCCCGUCCAUGUUUACGGGCGGCGAGAUGGUCCUAUCGAACGACAACGCCACGCAUAUGUGGCAGCACGACUCACAUCUCACGCGGCUGCACUGUCUGAUCCACGCCGCGUCGACGGUCGUCACGGUUCAUCCCAUCACGAGCGGGCGGCGCGCGCUUUUGGUCUACGACCUCGUAGACACGUCGCCGUCGACGCGCUUCGAGGACGCGGUGGCCAAGCUCGCGGCGGCGGCGCGCGUGACGCCUCGGCCAUUUCACUUUGCGAGUCUUCGCUUGUCAGUACCAAACCCGACGUUGGCCUACGACCAGCUCACGCAUGGCGACAAGCACGUGGUGCAGGCGCUGCUUCAGUCCGGCGCGUACGACGUGGUGCUUGCCGAGCAUGAGAAAUACGCCGACCUCUUCAACGACGGCGACACGGGGUACGCUGCGACGAUCCGGCGCUUCCAGGAGGUGCCCGGUGCGGCGCUGCCCGACGUCGUCGCGGACCGCACGCACUACCUCUCGGCCGAAGCCCUUCUCUUGGAGAAGGCCGACCCGCGCCAGGACAGCUACAGCGGGCCCCGGUACUCGCUCUUCUUCUGGCCGAAAUGCGCUCGCAUUCUCGUCGUCGACCUCGAGACCGGCGUCCACGCGCUCCAGGACAGCGUCCGCAACCGUUCGGAUGAAAAUACGCUUCUCGGUCAACCGUCGAUGACGGCUCUUCUCGAUGCUCUCUUGGUCCGGUUCAACGACCGCACCGAGCCCGAGGUCGGUGCGUCGUACGGCCAAAGCCUCUGCGUCUUGUGCGACGUGCUCAUUGCGCUGCGAGAGACUGCUACGGUCCAAUACCUUGUGCGCGACAUUGCUCGGUACACCAAGGACGCCGACUCGUUCACAGGCGUCGCGUGCGCCAUUUCGAAGCUGAUCGCCUCUUUUGGCUGGGAAACACUCUCGGUCUCGCUGCACGCCAUGCUGCGCCGCUGGAGCAAGAGCGCGCGCGGCCUCCACUUGUGCUACCGCCUCGUCGCCAACUUGGCCGGCGCCGCCGAGUCGCCGAUCUGCGCGCCCAUGUCGCAGCCGUUCGCGGUCGAGUGCAUCGUGUCGCUUUGGUCGCAACUUGCGGCCGAGGUCGAGGAUGUCAUCCAGCCAUGCGGUACGGUCAUCGUGGAAGACGGCUGCAUGGACGACAGCUGCGCCGCGGAGGCGCCCCGUGCUAUCUUCCAGUACACCUUGUUUCUGCAGUUGUACGUGGCCCGCCCAGAGCUCCUGCGCCAGCGCUGGCUCUACAACCGCCUGCCGGACUCUGUCGUGGCCCACAUUGCGUCGUAUCUCGGGCCACCCGUGUCGCUGGCCGAGAUGCAAGGCAUGGAUAUCUUCGAGCCUGUGCUCGACAUGACACCGGGUGUGGCGGCAGCGAUGCGCCUUGGGCUGGACCCUCGCGCCAACAUGGGCUUCAUCAACGACAUCCUCGACGCGUACCUGCAUGGCACCGACCCUGACCUCGAGGACAACGUCCACUUUGACCGGCAGCUCGUGUCGUCGCUGUUGGUGGUCGCCGCCGUCGGCCACCGGUUCACGGCCGUGCUGGACCAGCUUACAUUUGAUCGGCACUUGGCGCUUGCUCCGUCGAUUCUCGGGUUCGUGCAGCUCUGGCCCGAGAUUGCCUCGCCCGCCAUUCGCCAACAGUGCUCGGAGCUGCUGCUGGACGCGGCGGGCGACAGUAUCGUCGCCAACCAAGGCCGGAUCGGUCGGUCCCGGCCCUGGCCCGUGCUCAACGCAGUCUCGGCGCUGACAUAUUUUGCCCAGUUUGACCGCGUCCACUUGAUGACGUUCAUGGCCACGUGGCUUGCGGCGCUGGGGCGCGACGCCAUUCGAACGACGCUCGGCGAUGUCGUGAUCGAGUUGCAAGCGCUGGUGCCGUCUGAGGCGCGCUUGCUCUCGCGACUCGCGCGCGUCUACUUGGCAGACGUCGCCAACGCGCCCUCUGUGCAGCGUCUCACCGACUAUGCGCUUCUCAACAUUGCUGUGCCGGCGUGCUGCGACCAUUGCCGCGACUUUGAGCGGUACCUCAAGGACCCCGUGCGCGUCACGUUUGCCGUUGGCGACUGGAACGCGUGCGACCGCAUGCUCAAGCGGGUGCGUCGUCAUCCGCUGCAGUUGCAGCUGCAGCACACCACGUCGCCACGUCAUGACGACAAUUUCGAGCUCGAGCACGACUUGGAGUACGACGAGGUCGUCGACGCGGCGUUCGUAUGCAAGGUGCGUCAGCCAGGACAAGUCACGGCCUCGGCGCUGCGCGACCACUUUGCCCGCCAGCGCGACGCCACCGAGCUUACGCAAAAGACACAGCGCAUCACCGCCAUUCGUGACGCGGCGAUGGCCUCCAUGAUGGGCUCCGACGGAUCCACCACGUACGACUGGUAGAUUGUCAACACUAAAAUAUUAUUGUGUAAAUGCCAAUCUCGCCGCGCUGGCGACGUUGCUGGAGGCGCACCAGGCUUGGCGCGGCCGAAGCGUGCCAUCUACUCUCAAGCCCUAUCACGUGAACGACCGGGACUCGCGCAACAAAAGCCAACGCACUACCUCCGCUGCGGUGCGCAGGCUUUUCUGGGCCGACGCUCUGUCGUCGCGCGCUUAGUAGCAGUGUUGCUAUGCGACAUGACGUCAGUGGCAAAAUGACAAACUCAAAACUCAAAAAAUCACGAGUCUCAGUCUUAAA
This is a messenger RNA of Saprolegnia diclina VS20, 2980 nucleotides long. RefSeq lists its product as hypothetical. The record is from RefSeq and is a predicted model, not a curated record. NCBI's taxonomy places the organism in Eukaryota, Oomycota, Saprolegniomycetes, Saprolegniales, Saprolegniaceae. The coding region runs from base 136 to 2685 and encodes 849 amino acids. The transcript has a single exon.